Molecule: messenger RNA, 1517 nt
Organism: Daktulosphaira vitifoliae (grape phylloxera)
Lineage: Eukaryota; Metazoa; Arthropoda; Insecta; Hemiptera; Phylloxeridae
Product: proline dehydrogenase 1, mitochondrial-like
Exons: 6
Cellular component (GO): mitochondrion
Molecular function (GO): FAD binding; proline dehydrogenase activity
Source: RefSeq, a predicted model, not a curated record
CUACAAUUAUCAGAAGUGAUUAUGAGAGCUCGUUCAUUAGCGAGUGAGUUAAUGGGUGGCAAAGGAAAUGUUAUCGGUCAAGAUUUAACUCUUGAAGAAUUAGAAAAACGUCUAUUUGAAGCUGGCAUUAAAGAUACAAAAAAGUUUUUGGAAAAAGUUACCAAAGACAGUCAAGGUGUUAUACAUCUGUUUCCAUGGAGUGGUUUACUAGAUGAAAAUUCUGAACUCAGUGAUUCUUUUCGUGUACCAUGUUUGAAAGAAGGUCGAAUGGUCAGACUAUUAUCUCAACUAUCCAAGAAAGAAGAAGAAAUGUUCCGAAACAUGGUUCACCGGCUCAACACAUUAGUUCAAACUGCUAGAGAUUUAGAUGUUCGUCUCAUGGUGGAUGCUGAGCAAACAUACUUUCAACCUGCUAUUUCAAGAUUGACUCUUGAACUAAUGCAAAAAUAUAAUACUGAAAAAGCUAUAGUAUUUAAUACAUACCAAUGUUACCUAAAAGAAACACUCAAUGAAGUUAAGACUGAUCUUAAUCAAGCUGAAAGACAAAAGUUUUACUUUGGUGCAAAACUUGUACGAGGUGCCUAUAUUGAUCAAGAAAGAGCAAGAGCUGCUGCAUUAGGUUAUGCUGAUCCUACUAAUCCUUCAUAUGAAGCAACUACUCAGAUGUAUCAUAAUACUUUAACUGAAUGUUUGACACGUAUAAAAGAUCUUAAAGACAAAGGUAAAAGUCCAAAUAAAAUUGGUAUAAUGGUUGCUUCUCAUAAUGAAGAUACAGUUCGUUUUGCAAUUUCCAAAAUGAAAGAAAUCGGAAUCUCUCCUGAAGACAAAGUGAUAUGUUUUGGACAGUUACUUGGAAUGUGUGAUUUUAUCACUUUUCCUCUUGGUCAAGCUGGAUAUUCAGCUUAUAAGUACAUACCCUAUGGACCAGUGAAUGAAGUGCUUCCAUAUCUAUCUCGUCGAGCUAUGGAGAACAAAGGUGUCUUGAAAAAACUAGCAAAAGAAAAAAAAUUAUUGAGACAAGAACUUUUUAGGCGAAUAAUGCGUGGACAAUUCUUUUACAAACCUAAUGGCAAUUUCACACCAGUUUAAAAUUCUCUGAAAAUUUUCACUUUCUCUAGAAUAAAUGUGAAUCUUACUAAUUUUAUAGUAAUGACAAAUUAUGCUAUGUUCUCGUUUCUUUAAGAAAAAGUAUUGAACCAGUAUGUGUUUUUAUGUGUAUAUAUAAAAGCAUUUACUUUAAUUAAUUUGCUAUUUCUGAAUCUCGUUUUACUUAAAAUAUAUAGAAUGUACUUAAAUUUUAUCUAAAAGACAAUAGUUCCUACACUAUUUGUUUCCUUUGAAAAGUAUUAUUAUUGGUUGACAGUUCACUAUGCUUUAAAUUUAUUCCGCCCUUUUUUUAUUAGAAGACAUUUUGUUAAAGAAAUUAAUUGUUUAAGUUAAAAAUAAUAAAUGUAAUAAGUAAACCAUUAAUACAAUUAUUAGAAAAUUCAUAAUUGUAUACUUUGAAAGAUAUGUGA